AUGGAAGUUGGUGGCGGUGACGGUGGCGCUGGAGGUGGUGUUGAUGGAAGUCGAUGGCGGUGGAAGGUAGUUGAGGUAGCGGUGGUGGAAGGCAACUACGGUGGUGACGGUGGCGGUGGCAAUGGCAAUGAUAGUGGUGGAAAGCGGUGGCAGUGGUGGAAGUCAGUGGUGGCGGUAGCCAUGGUGGAGGUGGCAGUGGCGCUGGCUAAAGGCAAUGGAGGUGGCGGCGGUGUGGUGGUUGAAGAUGGCAAUAAUGGUGGUGGUGACAGUGACGGUGGUGGAGAAAGUUGGCAAUGGUGGUGGUGA
This is a messenger RNA of Cornus florida, 306 nucleotides long. RefSeq lists its product as uncharacterized. Lineage: Eukaryota; Viridiplantae; Streptophyta; Magnoliopsida; Cornales; Cornaceae. The transcript has a single exon. The coding region runs from base 1 to 306 and encodes 101 amino acids. The record is from RefSeq and is a predicted model, not a curated record.